Molecule: messenger RNA, 1958 nt
Organism: Pipistrellus kuhlii (Kuhl's pipistrelle)
Lineage: Eukaryota; Metazoa; Chordata; Mammalia; Chiroptera; Vespertilionidae
Gene: SLC66A3
Product: solute carrier family 66 member 3
Exons: 7
Coding region: 94-702 (202 amino acids)
Source: RefSeq, a predicted model, not a curated record
AAGGCGGAAGGACCCGCCAGCCCAGCAUCCGAGCGCCGAGCGGCCCCUCGCACCGCAGCGCCGGGCCGGAGCCCCCGGACGGAGGCCGGCGCCAUGCGCGCGGCGCUGCUGGGGCUAUGCAACUGGAGCACGCUGGCCGUGUGCGCGGCGCUCAAGCUGCCGCAGGUCUCCGCGCUGCUGGCGGCGCGCAGCGCGCGGGGCCUCAGCCUGCCGAGCCUGCUGCUGGAGCUGGCGGGGUUCCUGGUGUUCCUCCGGUACCAGGUGUACUACGAGUACCCGCUGCUCACCUACCUGGAGUACCCCAUCCUCAUCGCACAAGAUGUCAUCCUGCUGCUCUGCGUGUUCCGCUUCAGCGGGAACGUGUACCGGGCGGCGCCCUACCUCGCCCUGUUCGUGGCAUCCUGGUUCCUCCUCUCCCUGCGGAAGUGGGUCAUGGACCUGGCCAUGAACCUGUGCACCGUCCUCAGCGCCGCCAGCAAACUGGCGCAGCUGCAGUGCCUGUGGGCGGCCCGCGACGCGGGCGCCGUGAGCGCGCUCACCUGGGGCCUGGCCGCCUACACCAGCGCCACAAGAAUCAUAACCACCUUGCUGACCACCAAUGACCUCACAAUCCUCGUGCGCUUUGUGAUCAUGCUGGCGUUGAACCUGUGGGUGACGGCCACCGUGCUCCGAUACCGGAAGGCGGGUGUCAAGGCCGAAUGAUGGAUCCGUAAUUCUGACACACAGUGGACUUCGAGUGACCGGACCAAAGGAAAGAAGAGCUCAUUGCUAAAUCGAAGUCUUUUAUAAACUAGUCAGUCGUUUCUGGAUCUCUGGAGCCAAAGGUAUUUUAGACGUGAGCCAUUCAAACACAUGUUUAAAAAGGACCCCCUCCCCCACUUUAUUAGGUCAAGUUGAGGCUGGUGGCUAAUGGGAACCAUCCCAAGAACCACUGGGAGAUGGCUUUUACGUUCUCUCCAAAGAGCUGGCUGCAUCCAUUUUUCAGCUUCAGAAUUUUUUAAGGAACAAGUCCCCUCUCUCCACAGCACACAUGAGCGCCUAGUGGGGUUCUGCUCGGUCAGAAGGAGAAUUGUGAUCCAUCACUAGGGGGGUUCACUCUCGGGGACGAGUGUCUAAUCGCAGCAGAGAAGACAGGAUGGCUCUAUGGUAUCGUAAUACAAUGUAAUACCUGCUUAGGCAUCACAGUCUAAGUCAGGCAAGCAGAAACGGAACUGGCUUGAAUUCAUAUGCCAACUCAGUCCUUUACCUUCAUGCUGUGCCUUUAAGUAAUCCCUAACAAACGGGCUAUUAAAUGCAAUCUCUGUGAUGAAGCCUCUCACAUUCUGAUUUAAGCACAAUGCUGCCUUUUUUUAAAAACUGCUUUUAAAAAAAUAUAUAUAUAGUAGUACUUAUACAGACACACACACACCGUACAUAUAUUACUGAUUCUGGAGAGGGAGAUAUAGAAACAUCGAUAAUGAGAAAGAAUAAUUUCACUGAUGGGCUGCCGCCUGCAUGCCUCCCUCUGGGGAUCAAGCCUGCAAGCCAGGCAUGUGCCUUGACCAGGAAUCGAACCGGGACAUCCUGGUUCACAGAACAAAGCUCAGGCACUGACUCACCCGGCCGGGCAAUGCUGCCAUUUUCACAGGGGCCACAGCCAUUCUUAGAAUUCGGUACAAAAUACAGCUUAUCUUGACCAGGUUUCGUGUAUUGAAAAUAUACGUGGUAAAGAGUAUUGCUGAGUUCUGGCAAUACUUAUGGGCUUUAUUCUCAUUACAGUAUCAUAUUCUAAACAUGACAAGAUUAUUAUGUACAUGGUAUUUUUCUAUAAAAGUUUAUAAAGCUUAACACUGAACAAACUCUUCUCCCCUUGCAACUGAAUGGCAUUAUUUUGGUGUGUAUAUACAUAUAUGCAGUAAGUAAAUGAUACUAUUUAGAUGUUUUGGUUUCCUGUGUAAAAUAAACUUUCCAAUUUUGAA